Molecule: messenger RNA, 4841 nt
Organism: Sardina pilchardus (European sardine)
Lineage: Eukaryota; Metazoa; Chordata; Actinopteri; Clupeiformes; Clupeidae
Gene: plch2b
Product: phospholipase C, eta 2b
Exons: 24
Coding region: 1-4812 (1603 amino acids)
Biological process (GO): release of sequestered calcium ion into cytosol; lipid metabolic process; phosphatidylinositol-mediated signaling
Molecular function (GO): phosphatidylinositol-4,5-bisphosphate phospholipase C activity; calcium ion binding
Source: RefSeq, a predicted model, not a curated record
AUGAGCAGCUCGCCACGCAGCUCGUCUCCUGCCGUGAUGGCGCCGCGUUGCUCGUCCCCGCUGCUCACGCCCACGCCCACGCCCGCCCGCCGAGGGUCCGGCUCGUCGUCAGGGAAACGGGGCUCGCCCGCGCCCCCCUCGCCCUACCAGGAGGCGACGCCGGGCCUCAUGACGUCGCCCAAGCUGUGGCAGAAGGUGCACGUGUCGCGCCUCGCCGAGGAGUUCUUUUGGAUCGGAGGCAGCAUCGUCGCCACGCCCAAAUGGAAGCUCGGACAAAUCGUGGAGCGCUGCAUGUGUACUAUGCAGGACGGCUCUGUGAUGCUGAAGCUGAGGGGCAAAUCCAAGACGCUGACGCGGAGCUUCUACCUGGAUGAGCAUCGCUCCUGCAUCCGCUGGAAACCCUCUCGCAAGCGGGAGAAGGCCAAGAUCACCAUUGACUCCAUCCACGAGGUGUGUGAGGGCCGCCAGACGGAGAUCUUCCAACGCUUUGCCCACAGUAACUACGACCCCAACUGCUGCUUCAGCGUCUACCACGGCGAGCACAUGGACUCGCUGGACCUGGUGGCGUCGAGCGCGGAGGACGCGCGCACCUGGAUCACCGGCCUCAAGUACCUGCUGGCCGGCAUCAGCGACGAGGACAGCCUGGCCAAGCGCCAGCGCACCAGAGACCAAUGGCUGCGUCAGACAUUCACAGAGGCGGAUAAAAACGGCGACGGGAACCUGAGCAUCGGGGAAGUGCUGCAGCUCCUGCACAAGCUCAAUGUCAACCUGCCCAGGGACAAGGUCAAACAGAUGUUCCAGGAAGCAGACACAGAUGAUAAUGAAGGUUCUCUGGCCUUCGAGGAGUUCUGUGCCUUCUACAAGAUGAUGUCCACACGCCGAGACCUCUACAUUCUCCUGCUGUCCUACAGCCACCAGAAGGAGUACAUGGACGUCAGAGACCUGCAGCGCUUCCUGGAGGUCGAGCAGAAGAUGUUCAACAUAACACGAGAACAAUGCCAAGAAAUCAUCAUCCUCUUCGAACCCAACCCUCAGAACGUAGACGACAUGGUCCUGGGCAUAGACGGCUUCACUAACUACAUGCGUAGUCCUGCGGGGGACGUCUUUAACCCGGAGCACUUCCAGGUCAACCAGGAUAUGACACAACCGCUGUGCAACUACUUCAUCUCGUCCUCCCACAACACCUACCUGACCGGAGAUCAGUUCCUCUCCCAGUCCCGCGUAGACAUGUACGCAUACGUCCUGCAGACUGGCUGCAGGUGUGUCGAGGUGGACUGCUGGGAUGGUCCUGACGGUGAGCCUAUCGUCCACCACGGAUACACACUCACCUCCAAGAUCCUCUUCAAAGACAUUGUGGAGACCAUCAAUAAAUACGCCUUCAUCAAAAGCCAGUACCCUGUGAUUCUGUCCAUUGAGAACCACUGCACGGUGCCGCAGCAGAAGAAGAUGGCCCAGUACCUCAUGGAGGUUCUGCAGGACAAACUGGACCUGUCCAACAUCAACGCCAACGAGACCACCAAGCGCCAGCCCAGCCCAGAGCUGCUCAAGGGCAAGGUUCUGGUUAAGGGUAAGAAGCUUCCGGCGAACCUGGACCCGAGUGCUGAAGAGGGGGACGUAUCGGACGACUCCAGUGGUGAGGAAGAGGAGGAGGAGGAAGAGGAGGAGCCUCAGAUGAACGGACAGAGUGUGAAUGGCUCGGCUGCUCCUCAGGAGUCGAAGACCAGCAGGUUCCUCGGGAAGACAUUUAUGGGCAGCUUCCGCCGCAAGAAGAAGAGACGGAGCAAGAAGAAGAACAUUCUGGAAGAUUCAGACACGGACCCUGAGCAGGCCAAACCCACUGCACGCAAACAAGACGUGAACUACGGCAGACACUCUGAGCAGGCCAAACCCACUGCACGCAAACAAGACGUGAACUACGGCAGGAAGAGGAAGACCAUGCGGCUCUCUCGCGCGCUCUCUGACCUGGUCAAGUACACCAAGUCAGUGCGUGUGCACGACAUAGAGACACAAGCCUACAUGACUAGCUGGCAGGUUUCCUCCCUGAACGAGAGCAUAACCAAUCAGAUCGUGGCACUGAAGUCAGGUCAGCUGGUGCGGUUCAACCAGCGGCAGCUGCUCAGAGUUUACCCGUCCAACUUCAGAGUGGACUCCAGCAACUUCAACCCCCAGCCCUACUGGAACUCGGGCUGCCACAUGGUCGCUUUGAAUUACCAGACUGAGGGUCGUAGUCUGCAGCUCAACAAGGCCAAGUUUGCUGCCAACGGCAACUGUGGAUACGUCCUGAAACCCAAGUGCAUGUGUAAAGGUGCCUUUGACCCCUCUCUGGAGGAUCCGUUGCCGGGACGCAAGAAGAAGCAGCUGAUGCUGAAGAUCAUCAGUGGACAGCAGCUCCCCAAACCCAGAGACUCCAUGCUGGGGGACAGAGGAGAGAUUAUAGAUCCGUUUGUGGAGGUGGAGAUCAUUGGGCUUCCUGUGGACUGCCAGAAGGCUCAGACACGAGUGGUGGACGAUAAUGGUUUCAACCCCAUGUGGGAGGAGACUCUGCUGUUCAGCGUGCAGCUGCCUCAGAUCGCACUGGUCCGCUUCACCGUGUGGGACCACGACCCCAUUGGACGAGACUUCAUCGGCCAGAGGACCAUCGCCUUCAACAGCAUGCUGCCAGGUUAUCGGCAUGUGUAUCUGGAUGGCGUGGAGGAAGCCUCCAUCUUUGUUCAUAUUGCAGUCUCUGACAUUAGUGGCAAGAGCAAGGGCAACGCCAUGAAGAAAUUCCUGCACAAGGCGUCUCACGCCCCCGGCAACGUGGCCAAGGGGAAGAAGGUGUUGUCGGAGUCGUCCCUCUCCAAGCCCUUCUCAGACGACGACGUGAGCUCGCAGGGUAGCCGAGGGCCGUCUCUCUCCCGGGGCCCGCUUAGCGAGCCUCCGCGGCGCGCCCAAAGGGUCUACUUCCAGGAGCCGCUCGAGCGGCACAGGGGCCCCCGGAGCCGCAUGUCGUCGGAGGCGAGCUCCACCGGCGCCGACAUCACCUACGGCUACAUCAACUGGGGCAGCGAGGACACGUCGGAACCUGAGGUCCAGACGCCGCCCGUCCGGCCGCCCCGCCGCCAGUCCCUCAGCAAGCAGGAGAGCACGUCCUCAGAGCGCUCCGACGGCUCUCCGCAGGUCGUAGUGGAGGGUGCUGUUUUAGAACCAAAGGAACCUCCACCAAAACCUAGUCGUGAUCCAGCAUUCUUACAGUCAUCAGAACUGCAGAUGGACACCAAGCUUGAGAUACCGGUGCCCAUUCUACCAACGCCACAGAACAAGCGGAACCUAAUGGUUCCUCAUCCACUAGAACUUCCCCCACGGUUCCGACGACAGAUGGCAAUAUUGGAACCAAUAGACCAGGAACCAGAACCCAAUACAGAAAACAUUUCACAACCUUCACAUCUUCUGAAGCCAUCAGAACCUGAUCUAGAGACCAGAGUUUUAGAUUUGUUCGACCAGCCACCGGAACACAGGACUGACAAUAGAUUUUUUCAACGAAUAGAUGAAAACAGAGAACUUAAACCAGACACUAGAGUAUUAGAACCAACAGGCCAACCCGUAGAAACUAGAACACUGCAACCAAUAGAUGAGCUAUUAGAACUUGAAACAGGAGCUAGAUCUUUAGAACCAACAGGUCAACCUCUGGAUAUCAGACAUUUGCAACCAAAAGAUGAGCCAUCAGAACACAAACCAGACUCUGCUCUAGAACCUCGAGAGAUAAUAGCUUUAGAACCUCCAGAGAUGCUAGCUUUAGAACCUUUAGAUCAACUCCCAGAGAGCAGAACUUUAGAACCCAUGAACCCACCACUAGAACCCAAACCUUUAGAACCUGUAGACCAAGUACUAGAACCUAAGGAGGCCGUAGAACAACUAAACCAACCACCAGAACCCAAUCUGGCGGCUCGAUUAGAACUGAUCGAUCAGGAAGCACCACUCCUUGCUGGGAUGACAGCUGUGAAGCCUAUAGAGCAGCCACUAGAACCCAGCCAGGCCCGGGUGCUGGACCCUGUGGAUUUGUCCUGGCAGAACCAACCGAGCUGGGAAGAGGAGGCGGCACUUCCUCCGCCUCUAGAGCCCCAACCUGCAGUGGUUCCUCAGGUUCCUCUAGUGGCUCCUGCAGUGGUUCCUCAGGUUCCCCUGGUUCCUCCACGGGUUCCCCGAGUUCCUGUAGUGGCUCAUGCAGUGGUUCCCCUGGUUCCUGCACUGGAUCCCCAGGUUCCUCCAGUGGUUCCUGCAGUGGUUCCCCUGGUUCCUGCACUGGAUCCCCAGGUUCCUCCAGUGGUUCCUGCAGUGGUUCCUGCAGCGGUUCCUCAGGUUCCCCCGGUUCCUGUGGCCCCUGUGAGGCAGGUGACGUUCCGUGAGCAGAGCACCCAGACGGACCCCAUCCACAUCCCGGCCGUGGUGCUCUACAACUCCCCCGAGCUGCUGCGCAAGAACCGCGCGCACCUGCACCUGCCCCCCGUCCCCGCCAGCCCGGUCCCCUGGCAGCACUCGCUCCCGGAGCAGCGGAUUGGCUACUGCUCCCCGCGCCUGCCCGCCACCAGCCUCAACAGCGCCGCCCUGCUGGCUGACCAGGACGACUCCAGCAGCGGGGGCAGCGGGGGCAGCGGGGGCAGCAGGGGCAGCCUGGACCUGAGCGCUCUGCCCUGUAAGGUGCCCGCGGGGCAGCACCCGCAGGUGGGCACGCUGCAGAGGGAGAUGGACGCCCUGUUCCAGCAGAAGAUCAGGGAGCUGCACUGCACCUCGCCUAUGCUGUUCCGUGAUGACUCUGAUGACGAUGGGAAGUAGCUGCACACAUGAGCACUCAGAAUCAGCAC